GAAGAUUUUAAAGAACAGAAGAAGAAGAAGAAGAAGAAGACGCCGAAAUCGUGAAGAUUUUAAAAUCUCGAGUUGUGAAAUUGUGAAACCUGUUCGUUAUAGACAUCUGUUUUGCGUUUAAAUGGAAAGUUGAAAAUUUCAACGUUUCUAUAAGUUGUCUAGUCCGGUGAUGAAUCAACGUUUUGGACGCUUGGUUUAAUUUUUCAGGCUUUUUAAUGAAGAAAACAUGGGUGAUCAUGAGAACAAGAAAAUGCAGAUAGCUUCAACAAACUUACGUGCUGUAAACUCGAAAAAUGAUGGCUUCAUCCAAAGGGAACAUUUAUCUGAAGUUCUGGAUUUUGAAAAUCAAAGGAAGUUAAUCGACUUUGCAUGGGGAUCAGAAAUGUUUUCAGAGAACACUUCUCUGAAGUCAUUUAAAAUUAAAGAACACCAAGAAAGCUUUCCAAUUCCAGUUUCAAGACAGAAUAUUGGAAUCCUGAAAGAGAUUUCAGAAUGCAGGUUAUCCUCAAGACAUACUUGGGAAAUUGAUGCUUCGAAAAUAUGUGAUUCGACUUUUGAAGAUUUCAAUUUAUCCUAUUUGGUGGUCGAAAAUCUUCAACUCCCUGAAGAGAUGAAAGUCACUGCAAAGUGUACCAAAUUGGUCUUGUAUGAUGGCAAGAAAUGCUUUAUUCACAACUUGAGUUCCCGUUGGAUUGAAGGAAAGUUUGGUACUGCAACCCUUCAAUUACCUGUUGAAGGAGGGCAUGAAGGUGGCAGUUUAAAUGUUCAGUAUGGAGGAAGAAAGAAAAAGUUGGAGAGCCACAAAAGUAGCGACGCAGUUUUCUACCUGUCUGCUUUUUUCGACAGCUGCGAGCAUUUUAUUGAGCCGGUUUUACAAGGUUACAAGUUAGUCCUGGUUUAUGAUCUUCUCUGGACAAACGUAAAGACGGGGAUUCCAAAGGAUUUUCCAGUUUUCCUCGGGGCGAUUAAAAAAAUCAAAGAAUCACUUGAACCUUGGCUUCGGAAUCAGUUGUUGAAAUCAAAAAUCGAAAAUGAAAAUGGAGAAAAUUCAAAAGAAGGAUUGCAAACUCCCACUACUACUUCCGAAAUUCAUCGAGACUCUUCUGAAGUUAAAAACUAUCUGGAAAAACAGCAAGAUUCAGUAAUUGAAGAGAGAACCUUAACAGAAAAUGUCUUUCUCUUCGUUCUUCAAGAAAGCUAUGACGAACAAAUUCUUUCAUUUGAGCUACUUCUUGGACAGGAUCGCGUCUUCGCUGAUCUUCUGCUGAAUUGUGAUUUUCUUGACGUUCAUCUAGCAAUGGCAUCACAGUCAAGUUCGACUAACAUCAAUGGGAAAGCCGAAGAAAUAGAAGUUACACGUGUAAUUGAUUCCGACGACGUGAUUAGAAAUUUGAGCAUCCAGUUGAAGUGGGAUAAGAACGUUGUUGGACUUAUUCAGUCAGAUCAAGAGAGGAAGUUGUCCAAUGAAAAAUCCGAGAAAGAUAUUUCCAAUAGUGGCAAGAUAAAUUUGCCUUGCGGUGUUUUACUGAUUUGGCCCAAGCAUCAUUCUGUUCAAAUGUAUUGCCGUUAUGGCCUUCAUUCAUUUUUGAUCCGAAUGAGUAAAUCAUUGACGUCACUUGCCAAGUGGAAAGACCAUACCCGAACCGAAGCCAUAGGUGAUUUAAGCCAGUUAAUUUCGUAUUGUUGCGCUGAACCUCGAAAAGUAUGGACGAAAUCGGGGAUGAAGAAAGGGGAAUUGACACUGAAAUUGCUCCAUUUCUGCAUCACCUUGCGUGCCUCUGAAAAGGGUCUUGAUUUAUUGAAAAUUCUGAGUUCUAAUUUUGAUGGAGAUUCUCAAGAUACAGAAAUGUUUGAAGGAAUUCAAACCGAAGGUGUUGCGCAGGCAAUUGCUAAUUUUGAACAUCAAGUCUGCGAUUGGAAUAAGAUCGCCGAACUGAUAAAGGCGAUGGCUACACCCAGCAGAAUAGUCACGCAACUGAUUCCUAUUACGAAAUUGGCAAAAUUCUUUCUAGACGUCGACUGUAUCGAAGGAGCCAAAACAGUGGGCGACUGUAUCUUCGCCUGGUUCGACGAAAUGGAUCCGAGCCUUGCUUGGAAGUCAAAAUAUUGUGACGUAGAAGCUUUUCUUAAUUUGUUGGUGGCAUUGCAGUCCAAUCCUGAGACCUCCAAUCGAACGAGAACAGCAUCGUUCCUUCUCUUCUUCUCCAAGCUACGACCGUUCCUGCAGUUCCAUUUAUUGCUUAAUUUCGAAUCACAGCACGGAUCGCGUUUGAAGACAAUUCAAUCCUGGCAAUUCGUCUAUCGGGAUGCUUGCGAAAUGUUUUCUUUUGCAUCUAACACGAAGAUGCCGCCCAUCAAGUGUAUGGCUGUCGACUUUAUGAAAGCAAUUGAAGUCUGGCUAUUGGAAUUGACCGAAGAAGCUGUGCUGCGUCCCGAACUACAAGAGUCCCUCGAACCAGAAGUUGUCAUCACCGAUCCAGUUCUCGAGCAAUCAGCUGCUGCGUCGGUGUCCCAAAAGUCGGAUAUUCCGCCAGUUGUAUUGAAUCCUGAAAAUAAUUUCGAAAAAACCGAUUGGACUACUGCAGCAGAUGAGUGGGCUUCAACAACGUCGACUCAGAUCGCAGCUGCAACACCGGUGGCAGGAGUAAAAGCUAGGACAUUCAGUACUGAUGAUUGGAGUGGAACAUCAGACUCUCUGACGACGGAUUCAAAAAGAAAGGAAUUGGCGCCACGUUCCUCCGCACCAAUUUCGACUGAUGAUUGGGAUGCUUGUGCUGAUGCUUGGACAUCUAGUGGCAAAAUAUCCGGAACCGUGAAUAAAGCAAUACCGAACGAUGACCAAUCUAGUUGGGACGCACCUCGCAAAAUGCCAGCGUCAAGUAAUAGCAAUACGACCUCUGACGACUGGAAUUCUUGUUCUUCGACUGCUCCUAAACCCAAUUUAGUUACUCCCAGUGGAAAUGCCGACUGGUCUUCCGCAGAUGCUUGGGGAUCAACGAAUGACUCUUCUAAAGGAAGUAGCCAAUCCGACGCAUGGGGAAACGCUGAAUCAACUAAAAGUUCCUGGACUGGUGGCUAUAACGCUUCAAGAGGUGGUGAGCGAAAGCCAUUGCGCCCUUGCUUUAAGUGCAAUGAAGAAGGUCAUAUGUCCUAUAAUUGUCCAACUGAUCCCAAUCGUGGAAGAGGGGGCGGAAGAGGUGGAGGAAGAGGUGGUGGAAGCACACGUACUUGCUACAAAUGUAAUGAAGAAGGACACUUAUCUUAUAAUUGUCCAACUGGCCCGACUCGAGGAAGAGGUGGCGGAAGAGGUGGUGGUGGUGGAAGCACACGUCCUUGCUUUAAAUGCAACCAAGAAGGGCAUUACACUUACAAUUGUCCUAAUCCUUCAACUGGCGGAAGAAGUGCAAGAAAUUCUCCUGCAUCCAGUUACGGUGCACCUAGUUCCUCGGCAUUUGACGAUUGGGGAACAUUAACAGUCACACCAGAUACAAAAUCCUCGAGUUUUGACUCUGGUGAAAAGAAGAAUGAUUGGGGAUCAGCUUCAAACAAAGCCAGCAGUCCAUGGGCCACCGGUGCUAACGCUGCUCCAAGAGGUGCGAGAAAUACUCCAAGAUCCAGUUAUAAUGCACCCAUUGGUAACAGUCAACCUGUAUUGGACGAUUGGGGUAUCUCGAGCAAUUCAUCUGCUGCACCGCCUGUUACAACAGUUGCUAGUAGUUCAACUGCUGGUAUUCCUGCGACCGAUGAUUGGGGAUCAGCUGCCGAUGCCUGGUCAUCUGUUAAAACCACGAAAUCUACGACACCACAAGGAAAUAGUACCGCUUCAAAUUCUGGAGUUGAUGAUUGGGGAUCAGCUGCCGACGCGAUGUCUUCUGUUAAAUCGACAAAAUCCACCCAACAAUCCGGAAAUAGUUCCGCUGCAAGUUCUGGAGUUGAUGAUUGGGGUUUAGCUGCCGAUGCGAUGUCUUCUGUUAAAACGGCAAAAUCCACCCCACGGUCCGAAAAUAACAGUGCUGUAAAAUCCGGCGGAGAUGACUGGGGAGCGGAAGCUAAUAGCUGGAAUAAUCUUCCCUCUGGGUCUAAUCCUGUUCGUGUUCCUAACAAUAAUUCUACGUUUUCCCGAUCUGGACCAAUCGCAAUUGUGAAAUCUGCUGAAGAUGAUUGGGGAGUAGCUGCUGAUGUCAGUAAACGUGGUUCAGUUUCCAACGCAAACACAAUGACAAUCGUCCCUCAAAUGGAUGAGUGGAGUGAUUCUGGAGCAGGAAAGGGGAAUGAUCCUAAUUUCAUGAGAAAUAGCCAAGAGUUAAGCCAAUCAAGAAUGAAUCCAGUUCCUUGGACUGGGAUAAUAAAUCAUGGACGCAGGAGUUUCAAUGCCGACAUGAAAUAUUUGGACGUCAACGCCCCUUCUGUUCUUGCUGGCUUGGAAAUGCCCAAAUCAAUGACAGUUGUGGGCACUAUCGAACCCGAAAAAAUUUGGCCUUACUUGCGGAGAGUGAGCGAAACGGUCAACGAAAGAAUUGGUGUUUUCCAAUUUACUCCAGCUACCAAUGCUGAUAUGGAAGGUUACAAAUUCUUCUACGAUGAAUUAAACGGCAUGAACUGGUUUGUCGUUAUUGCUGGCACUCCAGAUUCAAAACUUCCUUGGAGUUUCAAGGACUUUUAUGUCCUCCCAUUGGGCAAAGCGAGUCCCAUACCUUCGGAGUUGACCUCGUUUAUUAAAGAAUCCUUUCGGGAAAACCGCAAGUCAGAUUUUUUAUUAGGCGUUGUGGUGUUCCGAGCUCCGCGUCCUGUGGAUCAUCCCAGUUUUAAUGCUUCAUUGCCGGAAAAGAAAGCAGUUUGCGUUACCCAAAGUGAUGCAGAAUCGGAAAGCAUCAGAAUUCAAGAAACUCAAAAUUCAGAAUCCACUCUAGUUGCUUCAGCCCAGCCCCCCACUCGUAUGACAGCUAUUCGACAGAAGCUACAGCAAGACAUCCUCAGUGUUGACCCCGUCAAAGCUAAAAUUCAGUCAAACUCUUCCCAACUGAAGUCUUCCUUGCCAAGGCCUCCGUCUGUUGCUAAAUCAAUUCCAGUAGUUUCAUGUCCGGCGAUAGCGGAAUCCAGUGAAGACAAUACGCCUGUCAAAACGACGCCCGCUAUACCCUUCAAUCCAGGGAAGCCUCCAGUCGACGGAGAGAUGUUGAUGCAAAAAGCCAUAUUAGAGGAACUGAACCGUCAAAUUGGAGCUACGAAGCACGGAAAGUCGACAGAAGCGACAGAGUCUGUUUCGUCGGUUGCAGUAUCCGGCCUUGAACCUUCCUCUUCAAGUGGACCAUCAACUCGACCGAAAUCUAAAAGAAAACCCGUACCGGAAGAAAGUCCCGCAUCUAAACGGUCCAAAAACGUGGUCUCAUCGAAGGAGCUGAAUCUCUCCUUUACGUCUAAGCAGAAGGGAAAAUUGGAAACUGAAGGCGUGCAGCGAAAGGCCCACAUCAAUUCGAGAAAGAGUAGGAGCCCGAGUACGUCUGAAAGAAGACCAUGUUUCGUGGACGGGUGCAGUAGUGAUGCGCUAACAAAUAGUGUUUACUGUAGCGAGGAAUGUAUUGCUAACCAUGUGCGAGAUUCACUCCACGCAAUGAGUGAGAAGAUGAAAUCGUCUCAGUUACAAGAUCCGCAAAGCCCCAUUAAUUCGAUGACACCUCCCUGCACCUCUUCUGAUGAGUCGUGGAAAGACUCGGUCGACUACUCCCUGUUGAUGAGUCAACCAACGCCGGCGUUAGCUUCCAAACUACUGGAAAUUACUCAAAGAAGAAAAUCCUUGUCGUCGGGUGGAGCUAGUAAACCAUCAAACUUGGCAGACGAUACCCCAGUUCCAGUUAUGGAGACAAAGACGGGCAAAGUUUUGUGUGGCCAGUCUGCUCCCACAGUAGCUAAUGUGGAGCAAUGGCUCAAAGACAAUGCUACGUAUACAAUCGCGAAACAAGAAUCUCUACCGGCAUCUGUAGCGGCUUCAUCCUUGAAAGUUGCUUAUUCGAAGACCUCGCCGGUUCACACAUCAUCAACGUCAUUAAUAUCCUUGAAGGCUAAAGCGGAAAGCUCAAAGAAGCCAAGCGAUUUGUCUUCAUCGAAACCAAAGAUAACUCGAAAAAGAUCCAUCGAGACAAACAACGAAGAAGAGACCCCGACUAAAAUGGCAAAAUCUGACCCUGAGGCUACUAGGUCCAUUUCGAGAAGCUCGUUGAAAGAGGCCCUGUGGAGUCGCUGUAAAGAAGCAAAUGAUGUGGAGACGGAAGAAGCCAUUGUCGAGCAAGUUGCUAAGGAGAUAGAAGAAUCGCUCUUUUCCCUCUACAAACAUGAUGUUGGCUCCAAAUAUAAGAACAAAUACCGGUCUUUGAUUUUUAACAUCAAAGACCCGAAAAAUCCGGGAUUGUUUCGGGAAAUAAUUACAAGGCAGCUGUUACCUGAUGAAUUGGUCAAGAUGUCAACCGAAGACCUGGCUAACAAGGAUUUGGCCGAAUGGCGUGAAAAAGAAGCCAAGCAUCAACUGGACUUGAUCGAGAAGAAUGAGCAGGAAAAUAUGGGCCUUGCUAAUAGAUACCUCAUUAAGACUCAUAAAGGCGAAGAGGUUAUCGAGGAUGUCUACAAGGAAUUAGAUGAUCGAGAAGAAAUUUCAUCGAAAAUGAAUAUUGCUUCAUCUCCAACACCCGAAUGUAUUACAGAUACGACUCCGGUAUUCAAAUCACGAAGACUUGACCGCUCUCGAAAUGGUUCCAGUCAUCCGAUCAAGGAGAACGAUCAGAAUAAUUCAGCUAGUUCUCGUUCCGCUCGCGAAAAAAGUGAUAAAGUGAGUUCGAGGAGCUCUAAAAGUUCUCGUCGUGAUUCCGAUUCCAGCAGCAAACGCUCCGGUAAUCGUAGUGAUCGCGACAAGAAAGCAGAUGCCAAGGAGCGCGAUCAUCAUCGUUCGUCGAGGAGUAGAGGUAAACAUCACAAGACCAACUCGGAUAGACAUGAGAAGCGAGAAAAAAAGAGGCAAGAGGACAUUCCGGAACUAGCCAAAUCGAGUGACAUUGAAAAAGCUGUUGGCGUUGCUGAAUUGUAUGAUCCCAGUCACCCGCUCAAUUCUGAUGACGAAGUUAACAUUUCAGUGGCUGCCGAAGAUGAGCUUUUGUUGAAGCAGAAGUUGUCGAAGACGCAGGCAGUAUUAGAUGAACUGAAUCGUCAAAACCAAUCUCCCAAAACACAAGGGGACGCUGAAGUUGCCGUAAUAACUUCUGUCGCUGCCUUGCUUCCCGAAUCGGGAGAUAACGCAGUACCUGCCGAACCAGCCACCUCCUUAAAAGAAUUACUACUUGGAAAAAGGGGUCGACAAUAUCGUCUGCUUACUGAUUACAGUGAUGAUGAGAAUGACGAAGAAAAGAAGCACGACGGAAUUGUGAUGUUAGGCGUAGACAAAAAUCCGCUUCAAGAUCUUGAGAUGGAAAGUGAUCUGUCUGCUACAAGUGUGGGAUGCAGGACCAGCAGUUUCCCAGUCGGAGAUGAAGAGCAUUCGUUCUGCAGUCCAGGCAAACUACUCAUUGCUGAAGACGAAGAAUCCAUUUUAGACUUCGAUGAGCAGAUAAUUAAGGAGCAAAACGUCAUUGAAGAACUGAACUCCAAUCUAACGUCAUUUAUCGUGAACAAUUUGCACAUUCAAUCUCACGAUGCCGACCUGGAUGCAAGCGCAUCUUCGGAAAUAGUUACAAGUGAAGUGAAUGAAUCUGGUGUGCAUGGAUCAGUAGAUCCUUCCACGUCCUCUGCAAUAAGUUGCAUGAACACUAGCAGUGUGAGCUCAUCAGCCGAUCCGGUCUUUGAUCAAUCUACACAGUCAACAUCUUCCGGCCAUUUGGAGGAUCCCGUUUCUACAGCGGAACAUGAAGAACAUUAGCAGGUGGCUAGUGUAAUGGAAACAAAGAAAUUUUUUAAGUAAACAGUAAAUUAAUUUUCUGCCCAAGUUAUCUUAGGCUGUUGCUCUUGAAUGUAAUAAUUGUGAAACUGUGUGCGCUAACUUGUUGGUUUCUGUUUUGUGUUGAUGUCGAAACAUGGUUCUAAGGUUAAGGUUUAUUCUAAUUAUCCCUUAACUUACUAUGUUAUUUUACUCUUAUUUGUCAGAAAACAAAGAAAAAAAUUAGAAAUGCUUUAUGCACGAUUUUACGUUCAAAUUCCCGUACCAAAUCCAUUUUGUUUUUAAACUCUUAUUAUUUAUCUUACUGUGCCUUCUUUUCUCUUCGAAAUGACACGGUUAAAGCAUUGACUGUGGCAUUUUCAUGCAACUUGACCACCGUCCAAUACACGGAAUGUAGCUAA
Daphnia pulicaria is the source of this 8319-nucleotide messenger RNA. RefSeq lists its product as uncharacterized. The record is from RefSeq and is a predicted model, not a curated record. Bases 227 to 7900 code for a protein of 2557 amino acids. The transcript is spliced from 14 exons. NCBI's taxonomy places the organism in Eukaryota, Metazoa, Arthropoda, Branchiopoda, Diplostraca, Daphniidae. Gene Ontology annotation, biological process: DNA-templated transcription. Gene Ontology annotation, molecular function: protein binding; nucleic acid binding; zinc ion binding. Gene Ontology annotation, cellular component: nucleus.